Molecule: messenger RNA, 4554 nt
Organism: Aspergillus versicolor CBS 583.65
Lineage: Eukaryota; Fungi; Ascomycota; Eurotiomycetes; Eurotiales; Aspergillaceae
Product: isoleucine--tRNA ligase ISM1
Exons: 3
Coding region: 1-4554 (1517 amino acids)
Biological process (GO): isoleucyl-tRNA aminoacylation
Cellular component (GO): cytosol
Molecular function (GO): ATP binding; aminoacyl-tRNA deacylase activity; isoleucine-tRNA ligase activity
Source: RefSeq, a predicted model, not a curated record
AUGAGUAUCUCAAAAGCAUCACCACAGUCGCAGAUUUAUCCGGGCAAGGGCCUCGGCUUCAUAACGCUCGGCGCCUCCCUUCAUAACGUCCUAAGCCGUGUGAAAGCCCACCCUCAGACGUACCCCGCGAUCGACAUAGCGUACUCCGCGUCAGAUCCCAUACAACAUCCUGUUACCCUCCAACUCCCCUCAAAUGGCCUGCGCUUGAGAUUCGACGGCCCCGAUCAAAGGUUACGUCUGAUAGAGGUGCUAGAUUUCUCGAAGACUGCGCUGGUUUAUAAGAAUCAAGAAGUACUAAAGGGAGUCACCAAAACCAGAGAGCAUUCAGCUUCUCCGCAGGGCCCUAGUUUCCGCCAUGUAUACAAUCGCCUCUUCGGUCCCUCGUAUCCCGGGGAAUAUGUACAGGCCACUCCACCAUCUCCGUACGGCACGUAUGUGCUUUCGUACCCUGGUGUUGCCUUCUCAUUCCCUCUACAAGACUCAGCUUGGUCAGAACAAUGCGACUUUGUAGCUUUGCUCUCAUCUUCAGCUGCUUUACCGGCGACCUCGAUGUCGAUUUUCCAGGGCUCGUCUUGGCCAGACGCCCGAGCUAAGUUGUUCACACAGCAGCCACAAUACCCACGAUCUCCCGCUGUCGCUGGGAAAACCAAAGAAUUUGUUCCAGAUGAGAUUGAAGAAUUCACAAUACUAGGGGCGGGUAAAAUAGAGGUAACUCGGAGAUCUACAUCGCCGACAUACAUCAGUUUAUCGCAAACUACACCACAGGAUUUGAUCGCAGAGUUUGGGCCUCCAGACGCAAUCUAUCGUAAGAAUGAUCGCAGAAUCUCGAUCCAUCGUGCCGCAGGCGGCCAUGGUGGUGAUGAUAUUAUGCACAUGAGCCCGUCUUCAGCUAGAGGCAUUGAAGUUAAUGAUACAGAUCAAUCGUCAAAUAACAGUGUGAGCGAUGAUUCAGACGAUGGCCUUGGGCAGACUAAUGCCUUGGACCCCUCUUCUCUACCAUCGGAGUGUUUCUUCAACUACUUCCACCAUGGAUUUGAUGCGUUUAUAUCUCACCCGACAACGUCUGGUCCUGCAUUUCCAAGUUCGGGGCUUGAUGACCCGACUCCCCCAUCCCCAUCAUCUCAGCUCGUCGUGACUAAGAUUGUGAUUCACGGGAAUGUGCCUGGGUCUUACCCCUUUAAUCGGUACCGUCGAAGCCGGUGGAAGAUCGAAUCGAAACCCUCGACAUCACUUGGCACUUCGGAGACGCGCUAUGAUGAGAUUUCGAGACGCUUGAGAGAGGCGUGGAAGGAUUCGUACGCGAAUGCGUCGGAAGAGCGAGCUCUGGAACGGCCAAUGGUGUUAAACAGGGGAUGGGGAGACAGUCCAGAAAGCAGCGUCGAGUUCCUUGGGGGGUGGGAGGAGAGUACAGGGAAAGGCCAGAGGACAGGGCAGGGCGGACACGAUGGAGGUUUGGGGAAUACAGAGCUUUUUGGAUUUCCCGGUCUCCUAUUCGAGGUCAUGAAGAAUGGGGCAAGCGUGACAUGCUUCAACAAUAGCAUGGCGGAAGUGCCGCGUAAGCUGGUGCGAUCAUGGUCGUCAACUUUAAAGCUCCCAAAGUCGACGUUCCCGGCUCGCGUGAGUCCAGCCGACCAGACGAAAUACCUAAAACGAUGCACCGAUGACCUCUACACCUGGCAACGCCGUGAAAGACCUGCCAAUCGGCCCUUUGUCCUGCACGAUGGCCCUCCAUAUGCGAAUGGCGAUUUACACAUCGGCCAUGCCCUCAACAAAAUCCUGAAGGACAUAAUCUGCCGGGUGCAGCUCGGCUUGGGAAACAGAGUGCGCUACGUACCUGGUUGGGAUUGCCACGGUUUACCCAUUGAGCUGAAGGCCCUGGAGGCACGGAAGGAUGUUCGCGACGAGGAUGGCUUUGUUAAAGCCGCAGUUACGAGAAAGAUUGCUCGAAAUCUUGCGGACCGGACGGUGAAAAAGCAGAUGAAUGGGUUUCGGGGUUUUGCGGUCAUGGCGGAUUGGGAAAAUCACUGGAAGACCAUGGACAAGGAUUUUGAGAAAAGACAACUGGGGAUCUUCCGCGAAAUGGUGGAGAAAGGUCUUAUUUAUCGGAGGUUCAAACCGGUCUACUGGUCACCCUCGACAGGUACGGCGCUGGCGGAAGCAGAGCUGGAGUAUAAAGAGGACCAUGUCUCCACGGCUGCCUAUGUAAAAUUUCCGCUCGCUAAGGUGCCGUCAUAUUUGGAGCAGAAUCCGCUGCUGAGAGGCAAGACCGUCAGUGCUGUGAUUUGGACAACGACCCCAUGGACCCUUCCCGCCAAUGCUGUUAUCGCCGUUCACCCAUCGUUGGAAUACGCAAUUGUCGAAUCGGCGACUCACGGCCAUCUUCUCAUCGCACAAUCACGGUUAGAAGCCCUCGAAUGUCUUUUGAAGGAAGACCUCUCGAUGAUUAUGCCAGGGAUCGUUGGCUCGGACCUUGCGGAUCAAACCAUGUACCAACCGCUUUUCAAAGGGCCGGAUGCCGAAGCACAGCCUGUAAUCGCCGCGGAUUUUGUAACUGCAGAUUCUGGAACCGGACUUGUUCACUGCGCCCCAGGGCAUGGCAUGGAAGACUAUGAAGCCUGUCUUUCUCGCGGUAUUCCUGCGUUUGCCCCGGUUGAUGACUAUGGAAAAUUCACUGACCUCGCAAUGCCGAAUAAUCCUAAGCAAUUGAGUGGCAAAAGUGUCUUGGACGAAGGUAACGUGGCUGUGCUCGAAUAUAUCAAGUCGCUGGGGCGACUCCUCUCUCAACACCGCUACGAACACAAAUACCCCUACGAUUGGAGAUCAAAACAACCCAUAAUUAUCCGGGCUACUGAACAGUGGUUUGCCGACGUAGCUGAUAUUCAGGAUAACGCGCUAAAGGCUCUUCGAGAUGUGGCAUUCGUCCCAGCGUCUGGGCAGACGCGGCUUGAGAACUUUGUUAAGAACAGGAGUGAAUGGUGCAUUUCUCGUCAACGUGCCUGGGGUGUGCCUAUCCCCGCUCUCUACCAUGAGGGUACAGGCGAUGCCAUUCUUACGAAGGAUAGCGUCUCGCAUAUCAUGAAUGUCAUUGAUGAGCGUGGAAUCGAUGCGUGGUGGACAGACGAUGCCAAUGACCCCGCCUGGAUUCCACCUGCGCUGAGAGAAACAUCUGGCUCUGUUUAUAAGCGUGGGACCGACACCAUGGACGUCUGGUUUGAUAGUGGCACCAGUUGGGCAGAGGUAGAAACCCCGUAUGGCAACCACGGCCACCCUGCAGACGUUUAUUUGGAAGGUAGCGAUCAACACCGGGGUUGGUUUCAGUCUGGACUUCUCACCUUCAUCGCACACCAGCUUGCUUCCAACCAGACGAGCACCCCACGAGCGCCAUUCAAGACCUUGAUCACCCAUGGAUUUACGCUUGAUGAAGAGGGUAGGAAAAUGAGCAAGUCCAUUGGAAAUGUCGUCCUUCCACAAACAAUAAUGGACGGGACCCUACUACCGCCCCUCAAACAGAAAAAGGGCAAGGGGAAGAAACAACCGGAGAAUCAACAACCCGUGUACGACUCUUUAGGUCCGGAUGCCCUUCGACUAUGGGCCGCAGGCAGUGACUACACUCGAGAUGUUGUUAUCGGCAAGCAAGUUCUGCAAACAGUCCACACCAGCUUACACAAGUACCGUGUCACCUUCAAGCUUCUUCUUGGUGCCCUUUCAGACUUCUCACCGGCCAACAUGGUUCCGUACAACGAACUGCUACUCGUGGAUCGUAUCGCUCUCCUACAUCUCUCGGAAAUGACGCUGGCGGCUCGAGCAGCCUGCGAGAAAUUCGAGUUCUAUAAGGCUACCAACGCGGUCAACCGAUGGGCCAACAUUGAGUUCUCUGCUUUCUACAUGGAAGCCAUCAAGGAUCGCCUAUAUACCUACGCAGAAAAUCGCCCUAGCAGACGAGCUGCCCAAACGACAUUAUUCCACAUCUUUAACCACUUGCAGGAAGUUCUGGCUCCCAUCACCCCAUUGCUUGUGGAAGAAACCUUUGAGCACACCCCGAAAGCAAUCCAGGGUGAAUCCAAGCACCCCCUAAGGCGUAUCGCCAGAGAGCCAGCCUCAGAAUGGCAGAAGCCCUCGCUAGGUGGAGACUAUCUGGAGAUCGUCGCAGUACACUCCGCUAUCAAGGCCAUGCUGGAAAAGGCAAGGGGUCAGAAGCAGACCGGCUCGUCCUUGCAGUCUUUCGUACACAUCCAGCUCCCGGCCACGGAUGCACCAUCUGCCCUUCAACAAAACUCAAACGAACUGGCGGAUAUCUUUGUCGUUUCGUCUGUCACCGUUGGUGGUACCGAUGAAGCCGUCCCAGAUGCAAUUGCAAGCGCUGAAUGGCACUAUGGCGAGGAGUAUGAGCUUCCAAAUGGAGGAAAAGGCAAGGUGUAUGUCUAUAGCCCACAGGCAGCUAAAUGUCCCCGCUGCUGGCGGUAUGUGAUUCCGAAAGAGGAGGUCGCAGACGACAAGGCGUGCGGUCGCUGUGAAGACGUGUUGCAGGAACUUGACACAACCUCGUGUCCUUGA